Messenger RNA from Cladocopium goreaui, 642 nucleotides. The record is from the annotation of a GenBank genome assembly. NCBI's taxonomy places the organism in Eukaryota, Dinophyceae, Suessiales, Symbiodiniaceae.
AUGGACACAAUGGCAGCUUCGAAGCUGGAGCGCAUGCCAGUUCGCGGCACUGCUUCGAAGGUUAUAGAUGACGUUGAAAUUCCAGGAGGCUACGUCCCAGGAUGCAUCCUCCAGAAGUUCAUCGAUGGUGACUUAGCCGGGGCGGUGAAUGAUUCCCUCAGCAGUGAAUUGCCGAAGGGAUCGAAAGAUCCCGAUGGGCCAAGUAGCAGUGCAGCCGAUGGUGCAGGUGGCUCAUGUGACGCAGGUGUCAUGAAGGCGGCUGCUGCACCGAGUGCAGCCGAUGAUGCAGGUGGUGGUGGCAUGGAGCUUCCUCCACCACCAAUGCCACCACCACCACCACCACCGCAGGCAGUGCCAGAGCCGAAGAAUCCGCCCAAGGUCAAGGCCAUGCCGCGACCUCGCCGCUAUGGGCAGGGGCAUGCCCUAGCGGCGGGGUCGCGGCAGCAGCAGCAGGUGGUCGACGUGGACGCCUAUGAGGCCAAGAAGGAUGCUGCUGAGAAAGACGAGUCAUGGGGUCCGAAAUGGCCAGCACCAGAGCUCAUGAAGAGCACAACCUGGAAGCCGCCGUGGCAGACCUCUGCAGAUGGGCAGUGCCCAGCCCUCUGGGCAGUGGCAGCCCUCUGGGCAGUGGCAGCCCUCUGA